GCGUUAGAACCAAGCAUUCGCUUCCACUUCCACAUUCGGCCUCGUUUGAAUUAUGUAACUCGAAGAUAGCCGCAGACUUCUCCUAGUGGUCGUCUAUGUUAACCUAUGCAUAUAUUCCACUGCGGUGAAAUGUGGGUAAGCGUGUUACAUAUACCUACUCAACUAUAUUCCAGGUCGCUGCUGGCCGAGCCGUUUCAUUUGGGGGGACAGGCCAAGACUCACGUUUACCGAAAGUUAAGGUAAUGCUGGAGAGUCCGAUGCAGAAUACAACUUAGGGGUCAAUCGAAAGUUUUUGAUUGCAAACCUUAGUAGCCAUGCGUAGCUACGUCAGAUGGGAAAUCCGCAUACGUGUCCGAGUAUUCUUCGUUUCUAUAUCAACCUCCUAUCUUCAUUUAGAACAGGGCCGUUGAUAUCUUACCCUGAGCUACACUUAUACCUAACUAUAUAUGGAAUAUAAUUUUCAACGGUAGAGGCGGCUGACUACCAGUCAAUCAUAUCACAAUUAGCCCCAAUCAACUCAUCAAGACCAUCGAGACCUCUAGGGGUCCUCCUACACCCAAUGGAUCGCCAAAAUAGCACGGCGACAACCCUAACACAGGAAACACCUCCGCCGCCUUACACUCAAUACCUAGGCGAAGAGGAAGUCGACGAAGAUUUCGAAGGAGAAGCUGGGGAUGCAGAAGAAGUUUCUUCCCAAUCUAGCAAAGGGCUAGCUCAACCCCAUCCUCCCAUACAACCGGCAAUACAUACGACGAGUGCGUUUCCGACAACGUGGGGCCUCUACCGCUUGCUGUCAAGGAGUCGACUGCUCAUGAUCGUCUGCCGCGAACGUGGACCCCUUUUCGCCGUUUCAAGACACACGGGAUGGUGGCACAAACUUCCGGACCUCAUAUUGCAUCGUGGACCGUGUAGGACACUUCCGGCCCUAGCUGCAGGAAGGGGGGGAGUUGGGGUAGGGAGGCAUUCUACUAUCGUGCUCCCGCCAUUGCCAGGAUCCGGACAAAACGCCUCUCAAGAGAUUCUGCAGCGGGUGGAAAUGCCACCCGAGGAAGGGCAAUCAGGACCACAAGUACGAUUUCAGUUCACGAUCGAGGUCGGCCUUCAACCCGAACAAUGGAAACGCGAGACGUUUGAGUGGCGAUAUGACGAUGGCGAGUUCAUCGCCGUCUUCUUAGAGGGUGCGAAGUCUGGGUGGAAACUAGUGCGUCUGGCCGACGAGGCAGAAAGUAGCGAUUACGACGGGCCGGAGCCAGGUCCCAGACAGGAGAUUGUAGCAGUGUGGGCAUACACCAGGAGGAGCUUAACCAAGGUUCUCAAGUUUCGAUGCCUCGGCACCGGAGCCUCGGGCGACUUUGGGGAAAGAUGGACCAUCAUGGCAGCUAUGACGGCGCUGCGGAUGUAUCAGCGUCAGCAAAAGAAUAAGCAUAAGGAUUGGUAAAGGGGCUUGUUAACCAAUCGACCCCCCCAAAACGCCGCCCAUUUUCUGAAACGGCCUAGCUUUAUUCAAGAGGACGAUAUCAUCACGAAAACCUUAUACGAACCUUGACUCAACGGGACGGUACCAUAGCGUUGCAAAUGUUUUACGUGGCCUAGGGAACAUGGCCUACAAGACAA
Molecule: messenger RNA, 1614 nt
Organism: Annulohypoxylon truncatum
Lineage: Eukaryota; Fungi; Ascomycota; Sordariomycetes; Xylariales; Hypoxylaceae
Exons: 1
Coding region: 560-1438 (292 amino acids)
Source: RefSeq, a predicted model, not a curated record